Molecule: messenger RNA, 2967 nt
Organism: Oncorhynchus mykiss (rainbow trout)
Lineage: Eukaryota; Metazoa; Chordata; Actinopteri; Salmoniformes; Salmonidae
Product: leucine-rich repeat LGI family member 2
Biological process (GO): inhibitory synapse assembly
Molecular function (GO): protein binding
Source: RefSeq, a predicted model, not a curated record
GAACACUACAAUCCUAUUUUACAACAAAAAAAGUCUCCUUUCUCCGCUGCACAUGUCAAGACUUCAAAAAUCACUAGUCUGUCGCACAUAUGGGCCAACUUUCUCACCUAUUGUAGCUUUGAAAGAAGGCUAACUACUGAUAUUAUCAUCAACAUUUUUUUAAUAUUUUAAUCGAUCGUAGCUUGCCUGGAAUCCCGGAAAUCUUCCUGAAUAGCGUUGGAUGCGAAAUUAGGAAGCCUAGCGGGAAGCAUCUGCAGCAGAAUCUGCUUAUGUCAGGUGUUCUUCUGUCCACUGCUGUAGUCAAGGCACGGAGCGGUGAGAUAGAGGUGGAUUGCAUCGAAGUCACUCUCUGCCAUUGUCAUACAUUUAAAAAAAAAUGUUAGCCUCGAAGCAUUGGUUAUGGAUAAAUUUGAUUAUACUGUGUCUCGGUCAAGCCAGUCUAGCUGCACCUAAAAAGGUUUUUCGAUGCCCUUCGGGAUGCUCGUGCUCCAGGGAGACCAUUAUCUGUGUCGGGACCUCAAGUGUACCACGGACUAUGCCGAAUGACAUCAACUCACUGAGCAUAGUAAAUGGAUCCCUCGCAGAAAUUACAGAGGCCAUGUUCUCCCUCAUGCCAUCUCUGCAGUUGCUGCUUCUCAAUUCAAAUUCAUUGACCACCAUCAAAGAUGAUGCAUUCUAUGGCCUUCCUCAUCUUGAAUAUUUAUUCAUAGAAGGCAACAAGAUUGAGACCAUCGCCAAAAAUGCCCUCAGAGGUCUCCGAGACGUGACUCAUUUGUCGCUGGCUAACAACAACAUGAGGGCUUUGCCAAGGGAUCUCUUCCACGAUCUUGACUCCCUGCUAGAGCUGGAUUUGAGAGGCAACAUAUUUCAGUGUGACUGCGAGAACAAGUGGCUGAUGAUGUGGCUGAAAAACACCAACGCUACCGUAUCGGAUGUCAACUGCGCAGGUCCCAUAGAAAUGAAGGGCAAACGCCUGAACGACCUUCCCAUCCCGCCAGACGAGUGUAUCUCCACGGACUUUGUCCAUCAUCAGUCCAUUCCAACCCAGGCUUUGUCGGCUGACAUUUUCUCCCAUAAGGAGGACAUUUAUGUGGCGAUGGCUGACCCCAAUUACAACAGCUGUGUGGUCAUGGAAUGGGACCACAUUGAAAUGAAUUUCAGGCCUUUCGAUAACAUCACAGGAAAGUCUGUUGUUGGAUGCAAGUCUGUUCUGAUUGACAACCACGUCUUGGUAAUCGUGACUCAGCUCUUUGGCGGAUCCCACAUCUACAAGUUUGAUGAUCAGCAAAACAAGUUCACCAAGUUCCAAACCAUUGAGGUCUUCAACAUCUCCAAACCCAAUGACAUUGAGGUGUUCCAAAUAGCCGGCGAGUGGUACUUCAUCAUUGUGGACAGCUCCAAGGCAGGCCUAUCUACUCUGUACAAGUGGAACGACCAAACGGACCGGAACGAGACCGGUUUCUACUCCUACCAGUUCCUCCACGAGUGGUUCCGAGAUACGGACGCCGAGUUCGUUGAGCUAGACGGGAAGUCCCACCUCAUCUUGGCCAGUCGCUCUCAGGCGCCUGUCAUUUACCUCUGGAACAAGAGCAGCCAGAAGUUCCAGCUGCACAACGAAAUCCCAAAUGUUGACGACGUGGUGGCGGUCAAAGCCUUCCGGGUGGACGAGGAGCUCUACCUGGCCAUGACGUGCUACAUCGGUGACUCCAAAGUCCUCAAGUGGACAAGCAAGCAGUUCACUGAGGUGCAGGCCCUGCCUUCUCGUGGCGCUAUGGUCCUCCAGCCGUUUUCAUUCAAGGACAGGCACUACUUGGCCCUGGGAAGUGAUUACUCCUUCACACAGAUCUACUUGUGGGAUGAGGAGAUCAAAAUGUUCUCUAAGUUCAAGGAUAUCUAUGUGCAGUCUCCACGUUCUUUCAAUGUGGUGUCCACUGACCGGCGUAAUUUUUUAUUUUCCUCCAGCUUCAAAGGGAAAACUAUGGUCUUUGAGCAUGUUAUUGUCGACAUAAGCCUGUGAAACUAGAAAGCUUUUAUUUGUGCCUAACACCAUCAAAUGAUUGUUUCUGACACAUUUAUACCCCUGGCCAUGAGUAGUAAAUUAUUUAUUUAUUUCAUGAAAGAUGAAUAUAGUGUUUUAAAUUAGUCUUUUUCAUUUGCAAUGAACUAUGGUUUAGACAGUCUCUGCAAAACUAUGAAUUUCUCUUUGUUUACGUUUGUUAACAUUUUGUUAUUGAAUGUAAUGAUAGAUUGGUAAAAUGAUUUCCCUGUUAAGUGUGAAACCAAAAUAAUCAUAUUAAAGCAAUGACAAUAUGUGAAAUGUAACCCGCAUGCUGAACAAUUGGCUGCCAAUACCUGCAAUGGUCUUGUACAGUGACUUAUCAGGGAUAUGAUUAUAGCAACUGCACAGUAUUUACAGCUAGCUGUUAAACAUUAACAACUAUUAUACCUUUACUGAACAUAAUGAAAACGGAACUGAAAUUGAUGAUGGCCAGCUAUAUGGUGGAACAGUGCCUGGCUAAUAGCAAAACAGAAUGUCAAUAAUGUAGUAUUAAUUCCUAUGCAAGAUAAUGAUACAUAUCUUUCUGUAUAUUUAAUGCUGUACUUUAUUAUUAUGCUUUAUUAUAUGCUGUACUACAUUAGUACAGUUAGCUAGAAUUUCAUUUAUAUAAUACACAUAUAUUCCUUGUCUUUAGUGUCAUGACCUUGCUGCCUUUACCUUCAACAUGUUAACUAUGCCCUACUACAGUAUGUUACCUCUGUACAAUGUUGAUGUUCUGAACAAAUGGUGUUUUCAGCCACAUCUAUCUAUGUACUGUAUAUAAGUUAGACAUAAAGAACAUUAAUUGAAUGUAGAUUCCAUUUGGCUUUAAGAAUAUCCUCGUGAAAUAAUUGUUCUUCAUUUAUUGUUUAACAUUUGUGGAUUUAAAAUGCAAUAGAAUUAAAGCAUCUGACAGGAAAUAUACUGCA